CAAUCAAAACCCAAAAACAAUUUAGUUCCAAAUCAGGAGAAACUCCCGCAGAGAGAUGGAAACAGAAAAACUUCCCAUAAAAUCUUUUAUUGUUGCUUUUAUUGUCUGUUGGUUUUAUUGCUGUGAAGCUCGCGCAGACCGAACAGACGGACUUCCUGGUUGAGCGUGCGCUGACGCUGCGUGUGCGUCAGUUGCUCGCCGCAGCCUGAUCUUUGGGUUUUUCUGCGCCGUUUCUCUCUGCGCUGAAAGGUCAGUGGAGGAGUUGGCUCCAAAAUAUCUCUACAUGUUUGCGGACAUGCGCAGUGGGGAGAUGCCAUAUUGAAACGGGGGCAGCGGCGGCAGCAGCUGAGACAGGAGGAGGGGGGGUCUGCGGAGGACAAACCGGGACAGGUAAGACAGGUCUGAUCGGGACGUGAAGCAAUGCUCUGAGGCCGAACCGAAGCCUCAGGAGAGUUCAAAGGUCAAAGCGGCAGGAUGCAGACGGGCGCUCAGGAUCAACCGACCAAUGGGAAGGAGCAACAGGUGACCACAGGUGCCGAGUCCAUGGAGGAAGAGUUCAUGUGGGAGGAGUACCUGGAGGAGACGGGAGCCACCGCUGCCCCACACACCAUCUUCAGACAUGUGGAGGUCAGCCUGCAGAGCAGCUUCCAGCCUGGCAUGAAGCUGGAGGUGGCCAGUAAGAGCAGCCCAGAGACCUACUGGGUGGCCACCAUCAUCACCACCUGCGGCCAGCUGCUGCUGCUGCGCUACAGCGGCUACGGCGACGACCGCAGGGCCGACUUCUGGUGCGACGUGAUGACGGCCGAGCUGCACCCGGUGGGCUGGUGCGCCCAGAACCACAAGACGCUGACGCCUCCAGAAGAGAACUCUUACCUGAGGACAGCCAUCAGGGAGAAAUACAGCGACUGGACAGAGUUCCUGGUUCAGGACCUGACCGGGUCCAGAACGGCGCCGGCCAACCUGCUGGAGGGGCCUCUGCGAGGGAAGAACACGGUGGAUCUGAUCGUGGCCGGCUCGGUUCUGGAGCUGCAGAACCUUUCGGACCCGCUGCUGUACUGGCCGGUCCGGGUGGUCCAGAACGUCGGCGGCCGGCUCCGGCUGCGGCCCGUCGGACUGAGCGAGCGGCACCGGGCGCGGGACACCUGGCUGUUCUACCUGGACGUGAGGCUCCGCCCCCUGGGCUGGGCCCUGGAGAACCAGCUGACCCUGGAGCCGCCCGCAGACCUCAGGCCGUUGCUUAGCGACCAUGACUGGCAGCAGGCUCUGCGGGACGCGCAGGCGGACGGACAGAAGGAUGCGCUGCCGCUGGAGGUGUUCAAGGACCACGCGGACCUGCCCAGACACGCCUUCAGGACCGGGAUGAAGCUGGAGAUGGUUUCUCCGUGGGAGCAGCUCCUCAUCCGGCCUGUUUCCGUCACCAAGGUCUACAGUGACACCUACUUCCAGGUGACCUUGGACGACCUCUGCGCCGAAGACACGCCCCGCUCCACCGUGUGCCACGCCAACUCGCCCGGCAUCCUGCCGGUCCAGUGGUGUCUGAAGAACGGCGUGGCGCUGGAGCGGCCCGGGGGCUACGAGGGCCCGGACUUUGACUGGGCCGACUACCUGAAGCAGAGCGGCUCCGAGGCAGCGCCAGACGCCUGCUUUCCUGAUACCGGAGACACUCGAGGCUUUGCUGAGGACAUGUGGCUGGAGGCGGUGAACCCGGAGCGUCCGGAGGAAGUGUGUGUGGCCCGGAUCAGUCGGGUCCGCGGCCGCCUGCUGUGGCUGCGGCUGGAAGGCGUGCUGCAGCCGCAGUCAGAAUGCAUCGUGGAUGUGGAGUCCAUGGAUAUCUUCCCAGUGGGCUGGUGUGAGGCCAACGCUUACCCUUUGACCCCGCCGCUCAGGCCCGUGUGCCAGAAGCAGAAGAAGGUCGCCGUCGUUCAGCCGAAGAAACAGUCGGCUCCGCCGGCCGAAGCGCCUCCUGUUAACGCCUGCCAGCCCGUCGCCAUGGAUACGGGCGCAGCGAACGGCCGCUUCUGCUGCUCCCGGGUUUUUGUGAACCACCGCUGCUUCUCAGGGCCGUACCUGAACAAGGGCCGCAUCGCAGAGCUGCCGCGCUCAGUGGGGCCCGGGAAAUGCUCGCUGGUGCUGAAGGAGCUGCUCAGCAUGCUGAUCAACGCCGCCUACAAGCCGGGCCGCGUCCUGAAGGAGCUGCAGCAGCUACAGGAGCCUGGCUGGGACAGCCAGGAGGAAACGCUCAAAGCCAAGUACAAGGGGAAAACGUAUCGCUCCACUGUCCGCAUCGUUCGCCUGGCCGAGCAGAUCCCAGAUUUCUGCAGGAAGGUUUGUGUGAAGCUGCAGUGCUGCCCCAACCUGUUGGGCCCCGACCUCAUGGCCGACAAAUGCCCCGAGAACUGCUCCGUCCAGACCAAGACCAAAUACACAUAUUACUACGGCAAGAAGAGGCGGCUCCCCAAGGCGGCGACUGGAGACGAGGCCAAGCCGGCGCGCCGACGGAGGAAGAGGAAGGCCAUCUUCGUCCAGAAGAAGAGACGCUCGUCCAACAUGGACUACACCGCUGCAGGAUCUCCUCAGGACAGCGACGAGGAAGAGGAGGAGGAUGAAGAGCUGAUGCAGUCCUGCAGCGAGGGCAGCAGCUCCGAGCCGCGAGACGAUCAAACCGACGCCUCGUCUGUGGAGGCGACCAGCGGCGGCGGCGGGCGGCCACGCCGGGCCGCGACGCUGCGCAGAGCCUUCAGCGCCGCGGCAUUUGGAUCGUUUGGCUCCGGACCGUUCGGCGCCGACCGCCAGCCUCUGGACGGGCACCGGCGCUCGACCCGCUCCCUGUCCACCUGCAGCCAGAACAACAGGCAGCAACAGAAAGACGUCAAGGUGGAGCAGGAGGAUGGCCAGCUGGUUCUGGACCGGAACCCGCUGGAGUGGAGCGUCGACGAAGUCAUCCAGUUCAUCAACUCCACCGACUGCGCAUCACUGGCCAACAUCUUCAAGGAGCAGGACAUCGACGGCCAGGCGCUGCUGCUGCUCACGCUGCCCACCGUCCAGGAGUGCAUGGACCUGAAGCUGGGCCCGGCCAUCAAGCUGUGCCACCAGAUCGAGCGCGUUAAGGUCGCCUUCUACAAGCAGUUCGCCUGAACUGGAGACCUGCUGCCUGCUGCCGCCACAUUACCACAACGCAUUAGAUCAUUUCUGUUUUUGUUUGAAUCUGUUGAACCUGAAGCACAAAGAGGAAGAGACGAUCUCUGGAAGGAUUUAUUUUGGUGUUGUUCCUGUUCGAUUUGCUCUGCCGAUCUGUGAAGAAUUGUUUAAUUUCCUUUUUAUUCGUAGGGAAAUCUCGGCUUGUUUCUGUUCGUCUGAUUGGUUCCCUAAACAUUUAAUCUAAAAGUCGUAAGGAGUAAUAUAUUGUGAGAUAUUUAUUAUUUCCUGGUAUUUAAGAAGAAUCUGGAACGCUUGAUUUACUGCACUCUCUCCUUAUUGUUACAGAAAAGAGAAAAAUAAUCUAAGCUAUUUUGUGUUUAUCUAUGCAAUUGUGUUGCAGAUAUUUUUGAUAAAAUACAUUUCUACGGAUUUGUAGUUUUAGCUGUUUUUCAAUGAUGCAUGAUGAACUGGUUAUUGAUGCCAUUUUAGUCUUUUUAUUUAUCUGAACAGUUCAUUUUCUAGAGUUGUGUUCUAGAAACAAGAAGAAAAUCAACUUUGACCUUUCCAAAAAGCAAAAAGGUCAAAGGUGAUUCGACCAAAGCUCAACUCUUCCGGCAUCAGACUUUCUGUGAAUUAUAUGAUUUUGUUUAUCUGCUGUGAAAAAAUGAGGUUUUGUUUUUCAAACUCAUAUUUUGUGCCAUUUUAUGUUUUAUGUGCCAUUUCUCAGUCAGAUCGGACCAAACUGAAGCUUAAAGCUAACUGUUAGCCUCUCAGUCAGAUCAGACCAAACUGAAGCUUAAAGCUAACUGUUAGCCUCUCAGUCAGAUCAGACCAAACUGAAGCUUAAAGCUAACUGUUAGCCUCUCAGUCAGAUCAGACCAAACUGAAGCUUAAAGCUAACUGUUAGCCUCUCAGUCAGAUCAGACCAAACUGAAGCUUAAAGCUAACUGUUAGCCUCUCAGUCAGAUCAGACCAAACUGAAGCUUAAAGCUAACUGUUAGCCUCUCAGUCAGAUCAGACCAAACUGAAGCUUAAAGCUAACUGUUAGCCUCUCAGUCAGAUCAGACCAAACUGAAGCUUAAAGCUAACUGUUAGCCUCUCAGUCAGAUCAGACCAAACUGAAGCUUAAAGCUAACUGUUAGCCUCUCAGUCAGAUCAGACCAAACUGAAGCUUAAAGCUAACUGUUAGCCUCUCAGUCAGAUCAGUCCAAACUGAAGCUUAAAGCUAACUGUUAGCCUCUCAGUCAGAUCAGACCAAACUGAAGCUUAAAGCUAACUGUUAGCCUCUCAGUCAGAUCAGACCAAACUGAAGCUUAAAGCUAACUGUUAGCCUCUCAGUCAGAUCAGACCAAACUGAAGCUUAAAGCUAACUGUUAGCCUCUCAGGUAGAUAAUAUGAUCAGCAGCUUCCAGACAUUUGGAAUCGAUUCUCAUCUCAGAGGAAAGUA
Xiphophorus couchianus (Monterrey platyfish) is the source of this 4585-nucleotide messenger RNA. RefSeq names its product Scm like with four mbt domains 2 (gene sfmbt2). Lineage: Eukaryota; Metazoa; Chordata; Actinopteri; Cyprinodontiformes; Poeciliidae. The coding region runs from base 475 to 3135 and encodes 886 amino acids. The record is from RefSeq and is a predicted model, not a curated record. Gene Ontology annotation, biological process: negative regulation of DNA-templated transcription. The transcript has 22 exons. Gene Ontology annotation, cellular component: nucleus. Gene Ontology annotation, molecular function: chromatin binding; histone binding; transcription corepressor activity.